Phaeodactylum tricornutum CCAP 1055/1 is the source of this 1282-nucleotide messenger RNA. RefSeq lists its product with no specific name. The record is from RefSeq and is a predicted model, not a curated record. The coding region runs from base 128 to 1282 and encodes 384 amino acids. The transcript has a single exon. Lineage: Eukaryota; Bacillariophyta; Bacillariophyceae; Surirellales; Neidiaceae.
CGCCAUGCGGCGUAUGGGAAGGAGGACGACGACCUCAAACUCACCGUCAAUCUGUACGGUUGCAUCCUCCAGCCCAUUCGGAAACAGCAAGGAAUGAACGGAACGAGAGGCUUGUAAAAGUACUCGGAUGAUUGCGUUAGAAGAGGCCCGGAAUCUGGCCUUGACGGUUUGGCAACAACAGCAACCCCCACCGGAAGUAUGGUCCGUCGUGUCGGGCGUUGCUGCCUUCUCGACGACGCUUGCUGCUUCGACGUGGUGUCAACAGCGGAUCUUACGCAUGUCAACGGGAACACUCGCACCUUUCCCCUCUUUGGUGGGAUUCGCCACAGUGUGUGUCGCUUCGGUGGUCUCGCACCGAGUGUCUCUUUCCACACUGCAAGUCGUACGUUCGGGAGACACGACACCCUGGCGGUUCUGGGAACAGUCAUUUCAACGAGGAAAUAGUUUCGGCAACAAUAGCAACAGCAAUCCACACGCAUCCUUCAGUUACGCGGACAAACACCUCGAGUUGCCGGUCGGUCGUGUAUCCUGGCAUACACUCCGCAUCUGCUGCAUUGGCGUGGUGGCCUUCAAAGUACUCCUGGGCGGACGUUUCUGGGCAAUUGCCCCCAGUUCCUACACACACUUGGGAUCCUUCGCCCGUACAUCGUCCUGGAUGAACGGCAGUAUCCCAGCGACGGCUCGUUACGCUUCUUCGGCGGAACGCCUUUGGGUGGAACGCAUGGGUCGACGCAUCGGUUGUCACACCUGCGGUUCCCGUAUGGCGCACUCUCGAGCCGCCGUCAAGUUUGUGGGAGACCACAUGCCUCCCAAGGCCGUGGCGAAUCAACAGAACGCGCGUUGGAUACGACGACUCCUGGGCAACCCCGUGCAGUUUCGCUUCUUCCCGCAGUGUGUGCCGUGUUCUUCCAAACAGGGCACGAUUCUGGGCAAGGCCACCAGCGACUUGCGCGCGGCAAUCGCCAGUCCAGCGUCACUGUUUACGCGACGUUCAUCGAAGCUACCCAAUUUAGCACGCGCUGGUGGUGGCGUGCAAGCCUACAAUCACGGACUCCGUCCACGACUGCACCAUUUGGCGGGGGGCGUGGUGGGAGGUGUCGCGGUGCUGGGAGCCAACGAGGCGGACUUGAUGGACGAGAAUCGCUACCGGUACGCUCAAUGGCAGCACGACUUACAUCAAGCACUGCUUCAAGAAACUCCACAACAGUGGCUCGAAGGUUUUCGACGAGGCUUGAUGGCCGUGCGAGAAAAAGUAUGGCCGAACGACGAUUCCUCCUGCUAG